AUGUAUGUGGGAACAGCAAACUGGGAACAGAAAAUUCGAGGCACCUCUGGUAGCAAAUAUAGGUGGGACCAGAAAAUUGAGAACAGCAAAUUUGAGGCACCUGUGUUUCCAAAUCCACCCAGGAGCAGCAAAUUCAAGGCACCUGUGGUCCCAGAUCCACCUCAGAAUAGCACAAUAAAGGUGCUGGCAGCCACUAAAGUGCUGAACCUUUGAGAUUUUAUGCACAUUUAGGCUUUGCCUGGCUCUGCUCAGGAGGAGGGAAAGGUCUUGGCCAUAAGCAGUGAACCUCCAAGGGAACAAGUGUUCUGGGGAAAUGACCGUAGGAGGGAAAAGCCAUUCACUCCUGGACACCUCACCCCCCUCAGGAAGCCUUAUCAGGAGCUUGGAGAGAUUCUCUACACAAAUCAAACAAAACAUCACCUCUGCUCUCUGGGGCAGCUUGCACAGCAGCCGAAUGGAAACUGCUGCAACAGCUCUUACCAAGUGCUUCCCUUGGCAACGGAGAUUCUCAGCUGCAAAGUGCUUUGCAUUAUUUAUGUGGCACUGCACAGCCUUAACAAAUCAGGAACCAGUGGAAAAAAAAAAAAAGAAGUUCAGGAAAAACCACUUGAAGUAGCUGAGGUUACUGCUAACAAGUACUCGUUCAGUCCAGAGUUCCAUUUGCAUUCUGACAGAAGAGGCCACAUGAGGAAGUGGGGAAAGAAGAAAAAAAAGAGGACCUUAUAGUCUUUUAGUCCUGUUUAUACCAGUGUCUGGAUUCCAAGGGUUUCUCCACUUCACAGUGAACAUCUUUUCCAACAGCUGUGUGCCACACACUGGCUUUUGGAAGCUUUGACUCUCAAAUCCAACAGUUUGAUGCAUUCCAAAAUAACCCAUUGGAAUCCAAGCCAGGCUGAUGCCACAAAUGGAGAACUGGAACAGGUUUUAAGGCUGCAAAAUAGAGGGCUCAGUGCUAGAACUUUGGAAUUUCUGACUGGGUCCUUGGCACUCUUGAAACUCUCCAGGCCACAGCCCUACAGAAAGUCAGCACAGGUAAAAUGUGAAGAGGAGUCAAAAGGUGUCCAUAAACAAAAAGAGAUUGUUAAGAAGAUUGGACUGCAGAGCUGCCAUAUCAGCUCUUUCAUUAAAAGCAAAUCUAACUCGUGUGCUGAUAUGAGGCAAAAGUUCCAGCAGAACAUGAAGAAACAGCUUGUUCUUUAUGUGACACCCUCGUGGUUUCCUGUAUUGCUUGCCAGACUCACUCAGUCUGUGAAGAGUGACUAUUUUGUGCAGAAAAUCUUAAAGAAAGUGGAAAAAUAUGGCAAAAAUCCUGAUUUGAAAAUUUACCAGGCAUGUUUCUUAAGGUUCUGGCUGAUGUACACAUGUGGGGAGCUGUGUGAUGAGGGUGGGCAGACCAAGGCACCUGUGGGUAAAAUUCCUGCACUUGGAAAGUUACCAGGUGAAAUCAUUUAG
Pipra filicauda (Wire-tailed manakin) is the source of this 1452-nucleotide messenger RNA. RefSeq names its product coiled-coil domain containing 60 (gene CCDC60). The record is from RefSeq and is a predicted model, not a curated record. The transcript is spliced from 11 exons. NCBI's taxonomy places the organism in Eukaryota, Metazoa, Chordata, Aves, Passeriformes, Pipridae.